AUGAAGUCCUGUUGCAAGUUUACUAGCUAUGGGUGCAUAAUUUUUGUGACUAGCAAUGGAUAUGUGCAUUAUGCUUACGAAGGAAGAAUAGAAACCUAUAAAUACUCUGGAACAUUUGAUGUACGAAUCUGGAACGUGCAUGCAAAGGAUACUGGGACAUACAGAUGUGAAAUCCAUGGGACACAAAAACACAUCUACCAGGAUUUUCAAGUUGUUAUCACUGACAGCGAGACUGACCUGAACCCAAUACUAGCCUUUCCAAAAUCCACCAUCUCACCAGUCAGCUCAGUGCACCAUCUCUUAGAGAAACACCAGGAGAAAUCUAGUGAUAAAUGGAGCUUGAAAUUCACACUGGGAACCAGUUUUGGUGUCGUGGUAAUCAUCAUCAUUAUAUCGAUCACACUGACUGUGGUCUACUACAAAAAGAAGUUAAGAGAUAAAAGUGGUAGAAGCUUCCCUAGUGCACCCAGUGUUACACAUCUACCUCAAGAGCUCAUCUACACCACAGUGGAUUUCAAGCUUCAUCAAAAAACUUCCAGCAUGUAUGCCAACCUGGACAUCUAUAACUUGCGACCUGAUUCAAGCAAUGCACGGGAAAUGCAGGACAGAGUAGAGUAUGCUACAAUAGCAGGGGUUUUAUGAUCUAUGAAAAAAAUCACGAUAUGUGACU
Neoarius graeffei (lesser salmon catfish) is the source of this 670-nucleotide messenger RNA. RefSeq lists its product as uncharacterized. The record is from RefSeq and is a predicted model, not a curated record. Lineage: Eukaryota; Metazoa; Chordata; Actinopteri; Siluriformes; Ariidae. The transcript has 5 exons. The coding region runs from base 1 to 642 and encodes 213 amino acids.